Messenger RNA from Gossypium raimondii (Peruvian cotton), 906 nucleotides. RefSeq names its product protein LHCP TRANSLOCATION DEFECT. The transcript has 3 exons. The record is from RefSeq and is a predicted model, not a curated record. The coding region runs from base 51 to 692 and encodes 213 amino acids. NCBI's taxonomy places the organism in Eukaryota, Viridiplantae, Streptophyta, Magnoliopsida, Malvales, Malvaceae. Gene Ontology annotation, cellular component: chloroplast envelope; chloroplast stroma. Gene Ontology annotation, biological process: granum assembly; intracellular protein transport.
AACCACAUUCAUAUCUCACGAAAAAAAAAAAAAAAAAAUCAAAAGAAUCAAUGGCUUCAAUCCCAUGUAUUUUCCAAAUACCCUUUACUGCAAAACCCAUAAAUCCUUCAUUUCCUUCUUUGCCAACAUUCAGUUCUAAGUUUCUGGGUACUCAAAACUCACUAUCCUGUUUAAGUCCUUCAAAUAUUGGACCCUCUAAUGGUUCAAGAACUCAAUGCUGGUUCAAGUUUGGCAAGAAUGGUGUUGAUGCUGAAGGUGCUGGCAUUUAUGGUAGUCAAAAAAGAGAUGAUUUUGACAAAGAUGAUGUUGAACAGAAAAAUGGAAAAAUUGCCAACAGUAAACAUCAUGUUGUAGCACCCAAGUGCGUUCUUUAUGUUGGCGCAGGACAAGCUAGACCUUCCCUGGCAAUACGUAUUCCUAAUACUAUGAGAUAUUACUUCAACUACAUGGGGAUGCUUGCUGUUGAAGGGUCCUAUGAUAAAAUGGAAGCUCUAUUGAACCAAAACAUUCACCCAGUAGACAUCUUGUUAAUGCUGGCUGCAUCAGAAGGUGACCGGCCCAAAAUUGAAGAGCUAUUGAGAGCUGGAGCUGUUUAUGAUGUCAAAGAUGCUGAUGGCCGUACCGCCGUUGAUAGGGCUGUCAAUGAAGAAAUCAAAGACUUCAUUCUUGGUUUUUCUGUCCAGAAGGCUUGAUCUUGAUUAGGGUGUAGAUAAAAACAGGGUAUUUGUGCUUGUAAGUUACUCGGGUUUGAUUUGGAAAAAAACUUGAAUUCGAUUUGAUUAUCAUCAAGCUUGAAUAGUUCAAGCGAUCAGAUGAGUUGAGUUCAAGUAUCCUAAUGUUUGAUGACUUGAGUUGCUUGUAUUAAGUUUUUUUUACCUUUAAUAUAAAUUUUUUUAUUUCUAGUUA